Messenger RNA from Caenorhabditis sp. 36 PRJEB53466, 1350 nucleotides. The record is from the annotation of a GenBank genome assembly. NCBI's taxonomy places the organism in Eukaryota, Metazoa, Nematoda, Chromadorea, Rhabditida, Rhabditidae.
AUGUUUGGUCGCAAAUUGAUGGAAUGUUCGGACGAUGAGUUCGUGCGCGGACCGCAAUGCGACGAGGAAGAGGAGCAGCAGUCCUCGCAGAGGCCCCCAUUCGUGAGCCCCGCCCCCUUUUCCAGUCUAUCCAUUCAAUGUUGCAGUACGAAAACAUGCGUACAUUCGCUCCGUCGCACAUGCACAUCUCUUGUCACUACGACAUACCGUAUCCCCCGCAUCUCAUUCAGCCGCCCGUCUGUGGCGUGAGCACGUUCAGUUAUGCCAGAGAUUUCCCCGGGAACAGCGGCUCUCAGCAGUUUUUCAAUUCUCAGCAGCAACAGCAGGGAAACCAAGGGAAUGGAGAAGUGGAUUACUGUAUUCCGAAGCCCGAGGACAGAGAUAACGCACCGAACUACAGUAACCACAAAGGCUUCCUCAGUAACAUUCAGAGUAUUCGUUCAGAUCAAGUGGCCAACAAGCCGGAUCGUCCGUUCGUUUUCUUCGCCGCUGACUGUCCGUCGCCUCUGGAAAUUGUCGGAGAGGUCUAUUGCACGGUUCCCGGACGAACGAGUCUUUUGAGUUCGACCACAAAGUACCGGGUUACAGUAGCUGAGAUUCAGAGAAGAAUCAGUCCGCCCGAGUGCUUAAACGCGUCGCUUUUGGGCGGAAUUCUCAGAAAGUGAGGAAGUGAAUGUGCAGGAAGAGCCAAUACAAGCGGAAAAUUGCAGGGCAAAGUCAAAGGACGGUGGGAAAACGUUGAGGGAUUCGCUCAAAAAGCUCGGAUUGACUCUUCCGGCGGGCAGGAGAAAGCAGGCAAACGUGACUGCGUGGACGGCUCUCGUCGAAGGUUUGUGGUUACGGUUGUUUUGAGAGAACAUUCUUCUAGUUUUCACGAAUUUGCUACUAGGUAUCCGUCUUGAUCUUCGAUGGUUUACAGAGGAAGCCAUCCAUAUGGCAAAGGACUUUGCACUCGUCUGCGAAAAAGAAUUCCACUCGCGAGAGAUCGGAAUCUUCCUGACCAAAGCCUCUCUGGCCAUAGAUCCAGAUGUGGUCAAGAGAAGAGCGGCCCUGGAAAUGAGCAGGAAGGUGGUCGGAGAGCUCGCGGAGCUCUUGACUUGUGACCGAACUCCACUGACUCCGUACUUCCCCCGCAACAUGCUCCCGAUGGAUCCUUCUGUGCAACAGCACUUGUCUCAUUUCACCCUGGUCGGUUCUCUUUCUGCUGGUCCGCCAAUGUCUGUCCGUUUGCAGAUGACCCAUGGAUUCGGGAACGUGGCAAUGUGUGCCGUGCUGGAAUCCAUAAAACUGAUGAUCGACGAGUCGAUCAAGUACAUCGACAGAUGCUGUUCUCAGAAUGUCUGGAGGUGA